Messenger RNA from Olea europaea var. sylvestris, 1284 nucleotides. RefSeq lists its product as uncharacterized. The record is from RefSeq and is a predicted model, not a curated record. The transcript is spliced from 7 exons. The coding region runs from base 99 to 1025 and encodes 308 amino acids. NCBI's taxonomy places the organism in Eukaryota, Viridiplantae, Streptophyta, Magnoliopsida, Lamiales, Oleaceae.
CCAAUUUAAUGAAAGAAAUUCGUCAGAAAGACUGAACAUCAGGAUUUAACGUCCAUCAAACUAAACAAUUGUAGAGAGAGUUUGAGAGAAAGGGAGUAAUGGCGAAAUUUGAUCGAGCUUCUUUAUUGUUAGGGUUAACCGUAACAGUGAUAAUGUCAUCAUGGAUACCAAUAUCACAGUGUGCGAAGAAACCAGUUGGGGUGGCAAGGAAAGAGGACAUACCUUUCAUAAAAUGUCAAGUCUGUGAAAAGUUGGCAUCUCAGCUGUAUCACCAAGUCCAAGCUAAACAAGCCGAGAUCUCGCCCAAAAUAAUCUCCGAAUAUCAAAUUAUUGAAAUUGCGGAGAAUGUUUGUAAUUUAAAGAAGCAGGAAGCUGAUUGGAUCCUGAAAAUUGACAUUGUAGAGCAAGGUGAUAGAUUGGAGCUCGUUGAACAGGUCUCUGAAGGACAAUGCGGGUCAGAAUGCAAAACAAUAGAGCGAGCUUGUCAAGAGGUGUUGGGCUACUCUGAUACUGAUGUUGCAGAAUACCUGUAUAAAAACAAGCCAGACCUUCAUUCUUUGGUAAAAUUUAUCUGUAAGGACCUUACCAAAGCAUGCAGUAAAAAGCCACCACCAAUUCCUAAGGAUAGGACUCCUGGAGAACCCUUUAUUGCCAAGUCCUCAAAAGAGGCUGAAAUGGAUAAACUAUUAAAAUCCAUGGAGGGUAUGCCUGGAGCACCCAGCAUGAAAAUGUACUCCAGGGAAGACUUGAUGAAAAAUAUGGGUGACGUAGAUGCAGAAGAUGAAGAUGAAGAUGAAGACGAAGACGAGGAACCUGACUUCCCCUCAAAAUUGGGAAAAGUCUUGAGAGAAAAAGAUAGUAAGAAGAAUGAUUGGAAGCAAAGGAUCACUAAAGGAGUCGUAGACACAGGCAAGAAAUUGAAAAGUCACGCAAACAGAGUUUCAAAUCGGAUAAGACAGUGGUGGAGUGGCAAGAAAACAAUCUUGAAGAACAAGAGUUCGAAGUCCAAUAAAGCCGAGCUCUAGGCCGGAGAUUCGUGUAAGCAAACAGCAGUUCCUGGCCAUUUUUAUUUUCACCCAAUUAUUUUGUAUACUUUUCGUAUUUCCUAGCACAAUUGAUAGCCCGUGUCAUCAAUUUUUGUAUUUCUUUCUGACUGCCUUUUUGAUCUAGUUGUGGUUGCUAUUUGUAACUUCAAAAUAUGCUCUUUACACAUGAAUGUAGCUGUCAGCAGCAAGUGGCGGACUAGCCUUUGUUUCUUCUUUUGAUUAGAUUUUCAUUCUCAAA